UUUUGCAUGCUCUGUUGUUGCAUUUAAGUUAAAAAUAAAUUUGCUGUUGUAGACGGUAGUUACUGUCGGGUGCCUCGUAAAGGAUGGCAACAUUCGCCGAAAAAAUGAGUACUUUCGUAACAAGAGCUAAUAUGUUCUUCACGAAGACCGACAUGUGUGUAAUAUUUUUCGAACCUCUCCUUCCAUAUCAAAUACUUCUGCACUGGAAUUCAUACUUUAUGGCUUUCUUUGUAGUGUGCGAAAUAGGAACGACGGCGCUAAAAAUUCUUUCCCUCCCGUGCCCACCAGAUUAUCUUUACACAAACUUGUUAGUUAUAGUGUUUUUGACUAUUACCGAAACAGGGAGGCUGUACAUGGCAAUGAAAGGAAAUCUAGGGGAAGAUGAUUUUAAGUCAGUUAUUUGUUCGUUAUUUUUGUGUCCAUUUUCUGUUCUUGGAACAGUUUAUUUGUUAACAUGGCAAGUUUAUGUUUUGAGACUAGAUUUUAUAAUAUGCGUCAUGGCACUUUCAAUGCAAUCUCUUGGAGCUUUGUGUGGUUUGUAUACGCUUUGGAUAAUGUACAGAGACGCUUUCUGCUGGUACUGAGAACAUAUGAUCUCCUUUAUUAUGCUGGAUUAUCCAUAUAUUCCCCACAAUUCGUUCAGUACCGGGAAAAUGAAUGUGCUGAAAAGAUUUAUUCAGAAGCUACAAGCUAGAAUACAAUUGUACUCACAUACAGAAAAAUUACAGACUGUUAAUUAGUGCAGUGGGGUUGAUAACACAGAAUGUUAUUGUUAAUAUGGUCUCAGUGCUUGAACUGUAAAGUACAUGUAGGAGCCUGUCAUUCUUGAAGUAUGCGCUUCUUGUAAGAAAGUGUUUAGGCCUAUCUGUUUUAUGUGAGUUGUAGAUAUAUUGUACAGAGA
Schistocerca piceifrons (Central American locust) is the source of this 901-nucleotide messenger RNA. Its product is annotated as transmembrane protein 216-like. Lineage: Eukaryota; Metazoa; Arthropoda; Insecta; Orthoptera; Acrididae. Gene Ontology annotation, biological process: non-motile cilium assembly. Gene Ontology annotation, cellular component: ciliary transition zone. The record is from RefSeq and is a predicted model, not a curated record. The transcript has a single exon. The coding region runs from base 84 to 584 and encodes 166 amino acids.